GAGAUUCCUUUCUAACAAUGCAGCUCCUCCGGCCCUUGUCCCAAUCCUGGCUGUUGUCCCAGCUCUGCAAAGAGGGAAGGGGCUGUGGCCAUGAAGAAAACACAGAAGGUUCUAACACUUCAACCUUUAACAACGGUCUCAAGCAAUCAACAGGAUUAAGUAUCCUAUGCAUUGCAUCUAUGGUCACUACAAACAAUCUUUGACACCUUGGCAUCUUGCAUUACUCCUCUGCCAUGCACAGCUCUUCUUCGUGGUUCUUUUGCAUCUCACUUUGUGUGCUGGAAACAAUUAAACUUUAUGAAGCUUCUCUUCAGAUGCCAUACAUUUCAUUCUCAGCCGGAUAUGCCACCUACCUGAUUGCAGAGCCGGUGUCUAUGUCAUGCCAGAUUCCGUCUAAUAUUACAGUAAAGGGUUACCAGUUCUUUAAAAAUAACCAGAAGAUACAAGACAUAAAUGGACCCUCAGGAAAACAUUACAAAAUCACCAGUGUGAACCGGGGAAGUGCUGGAUCUUACUCCUGUUUGUACUGGAUAUUAGACUCCAGAGGACAACAAAUAUCUCCAAUAAGUUCUCCAGUAUUUUUGUCAGUAAUGGAUCAACCUGUUACUCCAGCUCUCACCAUAAAUCCCAAGUACCCUCUUUAUUUUGAAGGAGAAGAUGUGAAUUUAGUAUGUGAGCAUCAAAUUUACCCUUACACAGGGGGUUACAAAUUCCGCAAGAAUAACAGAGAGCUCAAUAAUUCAAGUGGUGAUUUAGCAUCUGCUCUUUUUAUUCACAACAUGAGUAGAAAGGAUUCUGGGACAUAUGAGUGCCAAUACUGGUUAUCAGAACACCAAAGGGUGGUACACUCCCCUAGAAGCAAACCACAAACCCUUUCUGUAACAGCUUUAUCUACAGCCCCAUUGUUGUUGUUCCAGCCGCCUUACUCCACAUUAAUAGUAGGGGAGACUGUUUCCAUGGAAUGUUUGGCCCCCUCUACAGUGUCUGUCAGUUUGUAUCGCUUUUACUAUGAGGAACGUGAGGUGGCAUCUCCUUCAACUACGCACUCUGGGCAGCUUGUGCUGAGGAACCUUACUAAGGAGCACAAUGGAAACUACAUCUGUAUGUACUGGAGCGCAAAGAACCAAAGGGAAAUCCCAUCUUUUCCAAGUGCGACAAAAGAAUUGUAUAUAAUAGAUCCUCUUCAGCCACCAGUGCUUUCACUAGAUCCACCUAGUGGUCGAAUUUGGGAUGGAGGAAAUGUGACUUUGUUCUGUACAACUCCCAUCGUUUAUGAAAAUACCACUUUCCACUUCCUUAAUGAUAGAGAAGCGGUGUUUAUCAACAACACAAGCAAAGCACAGAUGAAAAUGGUGAUCACCAUGUCUUUGUCAAAUGCCACCUCAGUUUUCAAGUAUUCCUGUCAGUAUACAGCAUACAUUAAAGGACGUGCCUUAACAUCACCCAGGAGUCACCCUGCAGAGAUCACAAUUAUAACUGGAUCAGCACUCUGGCUCAUAGCUAUUGCAGUUGCUGCUGGGGUUACGGUGCUGAUAAUAGUAUUUCUUCUAUUCUACUGGAUUUGUUUGGCGAGAAGAGACUCUACAGAUGGUGAACAGAAAUCACAGUCCUCUGAAGAAAAUGGCAAAACUACGACAGGUCUGAGGAUGCAACAGAGAAGUUCAAAAGACUGAUUCCAAUUUCCCAGACUUGGGAAGAUAAAUUAUGGGAGUAAAUUGUAUGAACUGACAUCAAUUUAUUUUAUCAUUUUAAAAAUAGACAGCAAAUGGUACAAAAGACCAUGGAAUCACACUAAAUUGCUCCCUUAGGGCAGAGACACACGUGGAGAUUUGGGGAGAUUAGUUGCCAGGCGACAAAUCGCCUCUUCUUCUGGCAACUAAUCUCCCUGAACUGCCUUCCCACUGGCUAGAAUCCAAAUCUCCGGCAGUAUGGCAUUGGAAGUGAUUCGUUUUCCGAAGUCACCCGAAGUUUCCUUGUGAGCCGGGCGACUAAUCUCCCUGAAUCUCCACAUGUGUCUCUGCACUUAAACUUAUUAUAUUUAAUUUUGUAUCUGAAAACAAUGUUGUUGAUUUAACAUAGAUGAGAUGCAUAAAACGGAGGAAGCAAAGCAAGGAAAGUAAACCAUGCCUCCCUGAGCUUUACCUACACCCGGCAUAUUUCCCUCUCUUAGUGAACUCUCCUCGUUGGCCAUCCUUGCAAUUAGGUACCUCUAAAGAUAUUUUAUUUGCAUUCACUGAAUGAGAAUUACCCAGGCUAACAGCCUUACAUCCUACGUUAACAGUCAGACAUUUAUGUAUUUAAGUAAAUAUGUUUAUGCUUAUUCUGCAUAUUUUUUUUAUUGGUUUGCAGAUGCUAAUUCAAAAAAACGUUAAGCUUCCAUACAUGGUCAGAUUUGGUUGGACAGUUUAGCUGAUUUUAACUAUUCUGCCUGACCAUCUGGGCAUAUAUGUCAUCUUAAGGUUUGGUAUCAACAGGCCAUUCUGUGAUGCAAUAAACCAAAAUUGUAAUCGACCGAUGUACCUUCUUGGUAGGUGCAUGGGACUUCCCUUUUACAGUAUCUAUCUGCUUGCCAGUGGGCUGAUUGGUCAGACACCGUCAUCAAGGGUCUGCUAGUAUAUAUAUAUAUAUGUGUGUGUGUGUGUAUAUAUAUAUAUAUAUAUAUAUAUAUAUAUAUAUACAGUCCUCCGUCAUCAAGGGUCUGCUAGUAUAUAUAUAUAUGUUCUCUCUGUCCCUGGCGUCCGCACUCGCUCAUCUGGUUGUAGCAAUUGCCGGGUGCCGUGUCAAUGUUGAAAUAAUGUAAAUCCAAAUGUUGCGACACGCACUCCGAUUAUUUUCAA
Molecule: messenger RNA, 2837 nt
Organism: Xenopus laevis (African clawed frog)
Lineage: Eukaryota; Metazoa; Chordata; Amphibia; Anura; Pipidae
Product: Fc receptor-like protein 5
Exons: 9
Coding region: 234-1673 (479 amino acids)
Source: RefSeq, a predicted model, not a curated record